GGGCCCACGUGGCGGCUGGUCGCGCGGUGAAGCCACCUCCGUCUGUCCCGGCGCGCAGACGAGGUCUGGGACGGGACGCGGUCCUCGGGCAAGGAAACGACCCGGAUCGGAGACCUGAAGUCGCUGGUGCUCACCAGUUCGGUGACCUUGACCGAGUGAUUUCCUUAUGAGCCUCAGUUUUCUCCUAAUGAAGUGGGCAUAAUAUUCCCUGUCUUACCUGCCCUGGGGGGUUGUGUGGCUUAGAUGGUGUAGCCGUUGUUGAGGACUUUGGGAUGGGGAUGUGUGAGACGGAACCCUGCAAACGGCGAGGGCCGCUGGGGUCACCCCGCGCCCCGCUCAUCCACCCCUGCCCCCCAGUGGCCGUACUGUGAGAAGCGCUGCAGUUACUGCAAUUUCAACAAGUACAUCCCCCGCGGCGUGGAGGAGGCAGCCAUGCGGAGCUGUCUGGUGACCGAGGCUCAGACGCUGCUGCGACUCAGCGGGGUGCGGAGGGUGGAAUCUGUGUUCUUUGGAGGGGGCACCCCCAGUCUGGCCAGUCCCAGCACUGUGGCUGCUGUCCUGGAGGCGGUGGACCAGGCAGCUCACCUGCCUGCAGACUCCGAAGUCACAUUGGAGGCCAACCCCACUUCGGCCCCCGGAGCCAGGCUGGCAGCUUUUGGGGCUGCAGGGGUCAACAGGUUGUCCAUCGGCCUCCAGUCCCUGGAUGACACCGAGCUCCAGCUGCUGGGGCGGACACACACUGCCAGAGAUGCUCUCCAGACACUGGCAGAGGCCCGGCGCCUCUUCCCCGGCCGCGUGUCUGUGGACCUGAUGCUGGGACUGCCGGCCCAGCAGGUGGGGCCGUGGCUCGGGCAGCUGCGGACGCUGCUGGGCUGCUGUGAUGACCACCUCUCCCUCUACCAGCUGACCCUGGAGCGGGGCACCGCACUCUUCACCCAGGUGCAGUGGGGCACCCUUCCUGCCCCUGACCCCGAGCUUGCUGCUGAGAUGUACCAGGAGGGACGGGCCAUGCUCCGGGAGGCCGGCUUCCGCCAGUAUGAGGUCUCUAACUUCGCCCGGAAUGGGGCGCUCAGUACCCACAAUUGGACUUACUGGCAGUGUGGUCAGUACCUUGGCAUUGGGCCGGGGGCCCACGGGCGAUUUGUGCCCCAGGGGGCUGGGGGCCACACCCGGGAGGCUCGGAUCCAGACCCUGGAGCCGGACAACUGGAUGAAAGAGGUGAUGCUGUUUGGGCACGGCACCCGGAGGCGCGUCCCCCUGGGCCAGCUGGAGCUGCUAGAGGAAGUUUUGGCCAUGGGGCUACGUACAGAUGUGGGGAUCACUCACCAGGGGUCUUCGGUGUUCCUGGGAGGGUCUGGCUGUGCUGGACUCUCUGUUGCUGACCCUCCUGCCUCGACUCCAAGAGGCCUGGCAGCAGAGAACCCCCUCCCCUGUGCAAGGAGGAUGACCAGACGCUCCUGUGUCCCGGGACCAUGCCAGUGGAUUUUUCAGAGCCAAGGCCACUUGUCUUACAGAAUGUCCCGUAUUCUGGGUGUAUCUGUUUGCUAAUGAUUGGGUUUAGGUAAAAUAUUUUUGGCAAGAGUACAUAUAGAUAUCGUGUAGCUCAAGGUACAUAAUGCCAGGUCAGCCCACUCUCACUUGAUUAAGGGGAUGGAUGCCCAGUCUGCCCAUCAUACAAGUACAUUUUUUCCUUGGAGAUGAAUAGAUUAUCAGUAGGGGUGAUACCGUGAGAACAAACGAAUGCCCUGUUCCCUGACAGUCAUUUUGCUGCAGUGUUGUUAGCAUUCACUGCUGAUCCUUGCCGAAAACCAGUGACUACAUUGGGAGGUGCAGAAUGUUCACUCCUGCCUCUAACAUCCUGUCUACGUUUGUAACUGGCAUUCAUCCAUAAAAAAAAGAGCUUUCCCUUUGUUUUUUAAAGGGCUGAAACUCUUAACCUAGAAAUUGUAUGCAGGGUGUGUGUGUAUGUGAGAGAGACAGAUGGGUGAGGGAGAGAGAGAGAAAAGAAAGGGGCAUUUUCCUGUGCAGAGGUUCUGUAACUUUCUUACCUUAUCGUAUCAACGGGUCCUGUGAUGUCAAAAGUAACUUAGUUCCGGUGCUCAUCCGGGCAUGCUAAGCUCAGCCUCUGGCUGGGUGACUAAGGAUGGGGUUCCCUCCACCCUGCAGAUGUGGGAGCACGUGCAGUCCCUGGGUGCCCAGUGGGUGUAUCAGUCCUUCUUUGACCUUGUGGUAACAUGGUUAGUGUUACUACCUCACCUUUAUUCAUGAAAUAUUCAACAAGCACUAAUAGUGUGCUCGGCUUGGCUCAGGGCAUGCAGAGAUGAAUGAGACCCAUCCCAGCCCUCGAGGAACUCACUGCCAUAUUGAUAGAUGUGUCAAGAGAUAAAGUCCCAGGUUAUCGGUAAAGAUGGGCGGGCAGGCUAAGGAAGCGUAAG
Leptonychotes weddellii (Weddell seal) is the source of this 2435-nucleotide messenger RNA. The record is from RefSeq and is a predicted model, not a curated record. NCBI's taxonomy places the organism in Eukaryota, Metazoa, Chordata, Mammalia, Carnivora, Phocidae.